Caenorhabditis remanei is the source of this 1410-nucleotide messenger RNA. RefSeq lists its product as uncharacterized. The record is from RefSeq and is a predicted model, not a curated record. The coding region runs from base 1 to 1410 and encodes 469 amino acids. The transcript has 6 exons. NCBI's taxonomy places the organism in Eukaryota, Metazoa, Nematoda, Chromadorea, Rhabditida, Rhabditidae.
AUGAGAUUCCCUUCGAUAUUCACAAUUGCUCUGCUGGUUUCCAUAUAUUCUGGCAACAAUUUCAAAGAGAAUCCGUUCUCCAAACCUGAUAUCAACUUUAUCAUUCCUCCGUCACCAUCACAAUUUCUCCUAUUUGGUCUCUAUUUCAUUAUUAUGGCUGUUAAAUUUCUAUAUGCGCAAGAACAUGAUGAAGAGCCGGGUAGAGAGAGGACGGUGCAGAGAUGGACAACAAUUUCUAUUGUUUUUGGAAUGAUUGUCUCGAUUUAUAUCUGUUGCCUGCCGUAUUUAGUGGAUUUCAGGUCUACGACCUUCUCCUGCAUCUUUUACUUCACCCUGAUAUUCUUCACCGUUUUGUACGGAUUGAUGACAACUGAAUAUAUAAUAAUUAAAGUCUAUUAUGAUCUUUGGAUCUUCCCAGUGGCCCUUCUAGCCCUUCUUUCAUGUAUUUACGCAAGUUUGAUUGUACCAAAAAGUCUCCAUUUCCACAUCAGUGCAUGUAUCUGUUGUGUGUUGUUUGGAAUCCAUGAAAUCGUGUCGAUAUGGAAACAUGGAUUGAACAAGAGGAUGUGGGACUCCGAUUCCAGCCGAUCUAAGCUGAUUAGAGGUGUAAGAAUCACUACCACUUUUCACCAAUGUCUCCUUCUCUUAUUGUUUGAUUUUCGACCAGUCCUCGUGUACUCUCCACUGAAUGACCGGACGGACCAUCUGCCUCCUCCUCCUAUUCUUGGCAGUAGCUGUGCACCACUCCAAUAUAUUGAUCCAUAUGGUGUUCCCACAAUGCGAUUCCCCUCAAUUUCCUAUUUCGCUCUGAUACUAUUCCUUAUGCUUUGCAACAACUUUAGUGAAGAUCCGUUCGCCAAACCAGAAAUCGACUUGACGAUUCUCUCGGAUCCACAGACCUUUCUAAUCGUUCCCUUUCUCUUAAUCGCAAUUCUUAAAUUCUCAUUUUCAAUGAAACAUGAAAAUGAGCCGGGUAGAGAGAAGGUGGUGCAGAGAUGGGCGACAUUUUCUAUUUUCAUUGGAAUGACCGCGACGAUUUAUAUGUGUGCGUUGCCGUAUUUUGUGGAUCCCAUGUCUGUGAGCUUCUCCCGCAUCUGUUCCUAUUCCCUAAUAUUCUUCACCAUCUUCAUCCCACUUCUGACAACUGAAUAUUUAAUAGUCUAUGUCUAUUACGAUCUUUGGAUUUUCCCAGUCGCUCUUCUAGCCCUCCUUUCAUGUAUUUACGCAAGUUUGAUAGUACCCAAGAGUCUCCAUGUCCAAACCAGUGCAUGUAUUUGCUGUGUGUUAUUUGGAAUCCAUGAAAUCGUGUCGAUAUGGAAACAUGGGUUGAACAAGAUGAUGUGGACCUGCAUAUAUGAAGAAUGGGAAGCUGAAAAUGGACCUGUUCAACCAGUUAUUUCUUUCAAAUAA